Messenger RNA from Lepisosteus oculatus (spotted gar), 3964 nucleotides. Its product is annotated as endoplasmic reticulum metallopeptidase 1. Gene Ontology annotation, biological process: proteolysis. NCBI's taxonomy places the organism in Eukaryota, Metazoa, Chordata, Actinopteri, Semionotiformes, Lepisosteidae. Gene Ontology annotation, molecular function: metalloexopeptidase activity. The record is from RefSeq and is a predicted model, not a curated record.
GUUUUCAUUAGAUAGUUUGUCCCUGUGUCGUAUCCGUUUGUAUUUUGCCCAAAUGACGCUCGCCGACUUGCCCGCAGUUAAAAUGGAGAGGGACACCACUGUAAGGAGAAUAAAAGGGUAUCGUACAUGCAAUAAUAUAUCGGAACAGGCUACAGAUACAUGGGAACUGAAUGAGAACAAUGACUCUGGGGAAGAUAAAAAGAAGCUUGAGUUGGGUUUGUGUUUGCUGGAAGAAGGAAUCGGAGUUGGUCUAGCUGCUAUAUUCCUUUUUGUGUUAUGGGGACUAGUUCAUUUAUCAUUACAGCAGCUUGUCAUCCGAACAUCCACCGACGAGUUCAAUGCGAUAAGGGCAAGGAAGCAUCUUGAACAUAUUACCAGUGUUGGGCCUAGACCUGUUGGAAGUCCGGAGAAUGAAGUCUUGACAGUAAACUAUCUCUUGAGUCAAAUCGAAAAAAUAAAAGCAGAGAGUGCUUCAGGACCACACUCCAUCUCAGUAGAUAUCCAGAGACCAACGGGCUCCUUCAGUAUUGAUUUUUUAGGCGGCUUCACCAGUUACUAUGACAAGGUCACCAACAUUGCAGUCAAGCUGGAACCAAAACAAGGGGCCAAACAUGCCAUGCUGGCCAACUGCCACUUUGAUUCAGUGGCCAACAGCCCAGGAGCAAGUGAUGAUGCUGUCAGCUGUGCUGUGAUGCUGGAAGUACUUCAGUCACUCUCCAGUCUAUCCACUCCUCUGCAACAUGCUGUGAUUUUCCUUUUUAAUGGAGCUGAAGAGAAUGUGCUUCAGGCUAGUCAUGGGUUCAUCACACAACACCCAUGGGCAAAGCUCAUCCGUGCCUUCAUCAACCUGGAGGCAGCUGGAGUCGGUGGCAAAGAGAUUGUGUUUCAGACAGGUCCGGAAAACCCCUGGCUGGUUCAGGCUUAUGUACACGCAGCUAAGCACCCCUUCGCCUCUGUGGUCGGCCAGGAGGUUUUUCAGAGUGGCAUAAUCCCCUCAGAUACCGACUUCCGCAUCUACAGGGAUUUCGGAAACAUUCCAGGAAUUGAUUUGGCCUUCAUCGAAAGUGGAUUCAUCUACCACACAAAGUAUGACACGCCAGAUAGGAUUCUCACUGACUCCAUACAACGAGCAGGUGACAAUAUCCUUGCUGUAGUGAAGCACCUUGCCCUGUCAGAUAAAUUGGCGGAUUCCUCAGAGUAUCGCCAUGGCAACAUGGUCUUCUUUGAUCUCUUGGGAAUAUUUGUGGUGGCUUACCCAGCUCGGAUGGGAACCAUUAUCAACUACAUGGUCGCCGUGGCAACUUUCAUAUAUUUGGGAAAGAAAUAUUCACUUUCUAGUAAUGCAGGAAGAAGAUGUGUGCGAGAACUGGCAUAUGCUGUUGGCGUGGCUAUCAUGAGUUGGUUCAUCACCCUUCUGUCUGUGCUUAUUGUCGCUCUGCUGGUGUCUCUCAUGGGAAAGACCAUGUUUUGGUACAACCAUUUCUAUGUGUCAAUCUGCCUGUAUGGCUCUGCUGCGGCUGGCAAGAUGAUACUCAUUCACACACUGGCCAAGAAUCUCUACUAUGGAAAUAUUCCACGCCUGCAGCUGGGGGAGCUGUAUUUCGAUGUGAGCAUGACUCUGUGGUGUUGUGCCCUGGUGUUCCUCACACAGCAGGGCCUGUGCUCGGCCUAUGUCCCCAUGCUCAUGGUGGCCUUCCCGCUUCUCAUAAAACUGCUGCUCUCUCAGGAGUUUAAGCAGAAAGGUGCCACACUAAAGUACUCAGUACUGUACCUAUUUGGCCUGACUCUGCCCUAUGUCCAUUUCAUGUUUCUCAUCUGGGUGGUGUUUGAGAUCUUCACACCCAUCCUGGGGCGCAGUGGCACAGAAAUCCCACCAGACGUGGUGCUGGCCACCCUCAUCACGCUGGGCACCAUUUUUCUUUCUUCCUACUUUCUGCACUUCAUUUACCUGGUCAGGAGCACAAAGAAGGUGUUGGCAGUGCUGGGUGCUGUCUUUGCUGUGGUACUCGUGUUGGUUUCCUGUGGCCUGUUCUUCCCUUACUCUGACAAUCCUUCUAACCCUCGGCCCAAGCGAGUCUUCCUGCAGCACACCACUCGCAUGUUCCACGACGUCCAUGGCCAGGUGGAAAGGAAGGACUCGGGGGUUUGGAUCAAUGGGUUUGACUACACAGGGAUGAGGUACAUCACACCUCACAUCCCCGAAAUCAAUGACACCAUUCGGGCCAAGUGCGAAGAUAGCCACCCUUUCUGUGGUUUCCCAUGGUUUCUGCCUGUCCGCUUUCUUGUCAGGAAGAAUUGGUAUCUGCCUGCUCCAGAGGUGUCACCAAAGAUGCCACUCCAGUUUCAACUGGUGUCCCGGGAAGAAACAGACUGGGGUACUACUAAGCUGUCCUUUGAAGUCACAGGGCCCUGCCAUAUGUCUCUCUACCUCAGGCCCCACAGUGGAACGCUGUUGUCCGGCUGGUCAUUUGGAGAUUUCACUCCACAGUUUGGCCUCGAGGGGGAGUACUUCAUCUUUUACUCCCACGGCCUGGAUGCUCCAGCCUGGAAGUUCUGGAUUGAAGUUCAGGCCCCCAAGUCUGAGUUUGCUGAUGGAAUGAUCACUGUUGCUAUAGCAUCUCACUACUUCUUUGGGGAGGAUCAGAAGACACCACAGCUUGCAGACUUACUGGAUCGCUUUCCUGUCUGGACCUUCCCUUCUUACUGGGUCAGCAAUUACAACCUGUACAAGUACUAGAGCCUGCUAACAUUUUUUUAAACAAGCAUAUUUAUGAAAGGGUUUUUUGGAUAUCUGUAUUCCAUUUAUCUGCUAAUGGAUAUCCUUAGCGUUUUUAAAGUCCUCCUUUUGUGGAAAUCUGCAGGUCCACAGUAGGCUGCAGCAGAGUCCUUGCCAUUUUUGUUACAUUUCUCAGAUUACAUCUUAAAAAGUAGAGGAGAAAGAAGACUACCAGUGCUUUAUCUUUGCAGCCUUCUAGUAUUGUGAUUUUAGAGCUUAUCGUAGGACGUGUAUUACCUCAUUUCCCCUUUUACUGAGUGUGUCUUAUUGACCUGACUGCGGACGUAACAUUGCUCAUACUGUUGUCCAAUGGAAUAGUUUUCAAUCCUCUGUUAGCUAGUUAAUUUUGAGUGGGGUGCUACUGGCUUUGCACUUCCCUCUAUUACCAGUACAAUGAAAUUUUAUGACCAAAAUAUUUUAAUAAUCACUUUUCAAUGUUCCUUUAUCUUUUGUAUGCCAAUUUAGAACAUAUGAUGUUAAAAGGCUUGUUCAUUUCCUGUAACCUCAGUGUACAAGCUUGUCUAGUUAUAUUUUUUCAGUCUUGUCUCAACAGCCUGGGAUACAUGUAAAGUAAUAUUAACUUGUUUAGCAAAGUUCAUUUAACACGACAAAUGUUAUAAAAAAAUUGCUGUAUACAUUUUAUAACAGGGUGUUAUGGCAUGUUACAAACUCUACUUGCUACAUACAUUUAACAGUAUGCACAGACACAGACACAGUAUGUUUAUUUACUGUAUUUUGGAGUUAUCUUGCUAUCUUGCACUGUAGCUAAGAAAACACUAAUUAUGUGACUGGUUUAAUUGUUAUUUCAUAUAGUUUUGCUUAGACUGUGUUGGCAGGUAAUACUUUGACAAUUAAUUUUUACUACUGUACAGCACUGCACAGACAGUGACUAUUGGAGGUAAAAAGAGUAUUUAUCGUACAAAUUGCAUGGAAGUCAUCUUUGUGCCAGAAGUCCACCACAAACAGUUUUUCUCACAGCUGCCUUGUGUGUCUGAUAUGUUAAAUAUAUUCCUACUUUAGUAUUCUGUAUUUUUCACACUUUUUAAACAAACAAAAGGGAGAACAUAACUGUAUUUUUAGUAGUCAUUCAGGAGAAUUUUCUUUUCUGGUAUCUUAGUCCUUUUCAGAUUAUAAACGUUUGGGAGAUGAUUACAUACAGUGGAUAUAAAAAGUCUACACACCCUUAUU